Molecule: messenger RNA, 2736 nt
Organism: Vespula vulgaris
Lineage: Eukaryota; Metazoa; Arthropoda; Insecta; Hymenoptera; Vespidae
Gene: DNApol-epsilon58
Product: DNA polymerase epsilon subunit 2
Exons: 5
Coding region: 1115-2683 (522 amino acids)
Biological process (GO): DNA-templated DNA replication; error-prone translesion synthesis
Cellular component (GO): epsilon DNA polymerase complex
Molecular function (GO): DNA binding
Source: RefSeq, a predicted model, not a curated record
UUCCUUAUAUUUCAAAAAGAAGGAUAUUUACAUUUACAUUAGUAUAUUGCGUCAGUUUUCUAUGUUUAGAAUCAAUUUCUUAAAUAUUCCAAAAUUGGAUAUUAUCAAGGUAACUAAGUAAAUAAAAGAACGGAGGAAGUAACUCGUUUCGUUUCAUUUAAAAAUAUUCAUCGUUAUUCGAUCUUGAAAAGUUAAAAUUCUAUAAAAUAACAUAUAAAAUUACCACAUAGAAACACGAGUGAUAUCCCUUAUCUCGUUGAUCAAAAAAUAUACUUUUAUAUAGUGAUUUGAAAAAGAUAUCGAAAUCGAUCAGCUGCAUAGAAACACUGCGGACAUCGAUAAAGGUAUAAACGAAUUUUAAUCACGCUUCGUGGCAGCAGUCCGGUAUACGAUCAAAGCUCCGAAGCCUGGAAACGAACCAACAAACCGUCGUGCUGUUCCCAUAAGAAUGCGAAAUGGUAAACGAAUACCGUAGCGCGUUUCAUGUUACGUCUUGGUUCCAUUCCCAAUGAUAUUACACAUCGACACAAUAUUUCAUAAGCAUAGAAUAUAUUUUUUAAAGAUGUUAUAUCAUUCGAGCCAAAAACAUUUCUUUUAGUUUUCACUCGACUCGAAUAAACUAAAGUAAACUAAAGAUAAUCCAGAAAUGUUAUUGGUCCGUGCAAUUGACCAAUCGCCGUAAAGGACAUGCAAGAUUGAGAAAAUGGGAUAACGUGAUAAUGUAGAACAUAAGAGGUUAAUAAAUGUCGAUAACGUAGCGAUAAAAUGAGGGCGCGAAAUCAAACGUUUUCUUUAUCCUUCAUCGAAAAGAAUCCCAAUUCCGUUUACCACGAACGUUUUGUGUUUUACUGCGUAUCGUGACAGGCCGGACUCAUGACUAUACACGGGAAAACAUCAUCAUGGUCUCGUAGGAAUGCAAGAACGAAAUUGCAGAAUGUUCCGUUGCUCGAUUAAUUUUAAGGUUCGACGAGCGAACAGAACAAUGUAUAACGUAGUGGAGUAGUAUGUAGUAGUAUGUAAUAGUGUAGUGUAGUGCAGUAGUAGUGUAGUAGUAGUGUGAGUAGUACGUAACAACGUGGAGUAGUGUAAUAGUAGUUUUGGAUUUGUUAAAAUCAUGGUUGACGACAAAUUAAUUAAAAUCGUUCAAUCGACUUUCUCAAUUUAUGGACUUGUAUUAUCAAGGACACUUAGUAUUUCUGUUGCCAAACAAUUAUCACAACUAAAUGAGGAUGAGCAAGAAAAUUGGCUUACGGGUGUAGUAGAACGAGUAUUAUCUCAAAAUUUAAAAACUCCACAUGUAGAAAUUGAUCAUGUUAGACUUGCUAUUACAGAUUUUAUGAGAUCGGAUGUUUUAAAAGAAACUGAAACAAAAUUAAAUGUUAUUGAUGCGUAUGAUAUACCAAAAAUUAUAUAUGAUCUUAAAAAGAAAAAAUUUGUGUUACAAAAAGUUGCUACAAAUUUAUAUUCAGAUGUAACACAAAAGACUAUACUUUUUAAAGAUAGAUUUGAAACUAUAUUAUAUAGAUUAUUAAGACACGAACUAUUUGUUUCACGAAAGCUUGGAGAAAAAAAUCAAUCUAGAAUAAAAUUAACACCUAUCGAAUCCUUGUUUAACGAGAGUAAGACAAGAGAUAUUUGCUUAUUAGGCCUUAUAGCUGAAUUCUCUGAAAAUCAUUAUUAUUUGGAAGAUCCAGGAGGAGCAUUAAAAAUUGAUUUGAAACAUGCAAUUUUCCAAGAUGGUUUGAUUAUGGAAGGUUCUAUAGUAUUAGUUAGUGGUACUUAUACCAGUGGGGUAUUAUAUGUUAAAGAAAUAGGAUUUCCACCACCAGAAUCAUCUGAUAAUUCACGUGCAGAUUUUGGAGAUGCUAAUACAUUUGGUGGACCUCAUCCUACGUCAUUGAAAUUAUCUGAAAAGUUGAAAGUAUAUGAAGAAUCCAAUCAAAAUGGAAUGAUAAUCUUCCUAUCAGAUUUAUGGCUUGACAAUUCGGCUGUACUAUGUAAAUUCAAAAUUAUGUUGGAUGGGUUAAUGGACAUUCCACCAAUAGCUUUUGUAAUAUGCGGGGAUUUUUUGAGUUUUCCUGAAAACGAAUUCAGUCCAGCAGCGAUGAAGGAAGGUUUUAAGAAAUUAGCCGAUUUGAUAGUUCAAUAUCCGACUAUAAAGGAGUCUUCGAAAUUUAUAUUUGUACCAGGUCCUUGCGAUUUAGGCGCACCAAAAAUUUUACCGAGACGAUCAUUGUCUAAAUAUGUGGUCGAAGAUGUUCAGAAAGUUAUACCUGAAGCUGUAUUUGCCACUAAUCCUUGCAGAAUUCAAUAUUGUACUAAAGAGAUUGUGGUAUAUAGAGAAGAUAUAUUAAUAAAAAUGUGUAGAAAUACUUUACGUUUUCCUAGUGGAGAAGAAUCAAAAGUACCUAAUCAUUUCGCUAAAUCUAUUAUUUGCCAAGCACAUUUGGUUCCAUUAACACUAACGGCAAGUCCUGUUUAUUGGACACAUGAUUAUGCCUUACGUUUACAUCCUACACCCGAUUUAAUUGUAGUCGCUGAUAAGUACGAACCAUAUUCGACUGUUUACUCAAAUUGCCAUGUGAUUAAUCCUGGAUCAUUUCCAAAUAAUAAAUUUUCAUUUAAGACAUACGUACCAUCGGCAAAUAUAAUCGAAGAUUGUGAAAUUCCAAGUCCGCAGUAAAUAUAUCGAAGCAUAUUAAAUGUAUGAUAAAUAAAAUACUAUUAAAGUUUUUC